Messenger RNA from Euleptes europaea (tarantolino), 1962 nucleotides. It is a transcript of the gene CCDC81, whose product is annotated as coiled-coil domain containing 81. Lineage: Eukaryota; Metazoa; Chordata; Lepidosauria; Squamata; Sphaerodactylidae. The transcript has 15 exons. The coding region runs from base 1 to 1962 and encodes 653 amino acids. Gene Ontology annotation, cellular component: centrosome. The record is from RefSeq and is a predicted model, not a curated record.
AUGCUGGACACCAUCCACACUGCGAUCCUAGAGAGGGGUGGCAAGAGCCUGUUUUUCACACUCUCCAAGCUCACUUCAGAGGAGGUCUUUAGUAUUUGGGACACCGUUUCUGAAUUUGUUGAAAAGCAUCUUUCCAUGAAUAAGGGUGUCUUAAUACCAGGGUUGGGCACGUUCUCCUUCUUAAGGCAGAAGCUUGAAAUCGGGGCCAAUAAGCAAAUCCUUGUCCAACGGCCUGUGUUCCUCCUCUCUGAGAAACUUGUGCAGACCCAUGGAUUGAAACGUAACAAAAUACGCACUCCCGGUGAUAUCCCGAUCGUUCAGCUGAACUUCAUUGUGCUGUCCUUGGAGGGCCCCUUUAACAGGGAGGUCGUGGAAGGAUGCGUGCGAGAAACCCUCUUGUUUUUCUCGCGGUCCAUCGCCAACAAGCAGAACGUGGAGUUCACAUUCAAGGGGAUCGGCGUCCUCAUCAUCCGGGACAACAGAGUGAAAAUGAAAUUCUACAAAGACUUCCUUCAGGCCAUGGAUGGGAGUGGGACUUUGCUAAAAGCACUUUCCAACAGGCCAGGGACGGGAGAUUCAGUGUUGUCGUGCAGGGAGGCUUCAGUUCCUCUUCUCCGAAACGUCAUCAUGUUUCCAAGGAUGGCGAAGAAGGAAAUGGAAACGAUUGAUGAAGAAGGAGAGCAGCCCAACAGAGAAAAGGAGCAGACAGAAAAAGAGAACAGCAAAAAAGAAAACCUUUCGCCGAAGCGCCUCCUCAGCCGCCAAUCCCUUGCCCCAGCCAAAGUGACAGGGGUCAGUUUGACGGACGAGUUUGAGAAGAACCUGGGCAAAACACUCCCUCCAAGGCCAGCAGUACCCGUUUCCAAUUUGAAGCCAGAACAAGAAACCGCCCCUGCCCUAGUUCCUGCCUCCCCAUCCCGGAUUCCAUCCUCGCUUUGUCAAGAUCAUGGUAGGGCAGGACAGGAAAUGUGCUACCUGUGCAUGCAGCGCGCUCAAAGGAACGUCCCCGUUUACUUGAACGAGGAGAAGAUGAGGAAAGAGAAAGAGGAGGAAAGGAUCAUCGCGCAGUAUCUAGCCCAGCAAGAUGAAGAAGCCCUUCGGGAGCAGCUGCGAAGAGCCUCAGCGAACAGAGAACAGAACCAAAAAAUCGCCGCGUUUAAUCUAGGGGUUGCUGAAGCCCGAAGAAGCCAGAAGAAUGAAAAAGUUCCAGAAGUUUAUAAAUCCUACCUUUUUGAGAAAAGGCCAUCUAGUGCUAGCCUUCAUCAGAAGCAAGAAGUAUACGGGCAACAGCUGGCGAACCAAGUGGAGGAGAAGACCGUGAGAGAAACCAAGCUGAAGGAAAAUCAGGACCUUCUUGACCGUCUGGAGCAAGUGCAGUUAGCGGAAGAGUUAGCUGCCCAAAGGAAAACGUAUUUCAGGGACAAGAUGGCCGAAAUGCAGUGUUAUAAGAAGGCGCUGGAUUCGCAGAUCAAGAUGAAGCCGGCUCGGUUGCCUCCCUGUGAGCCUAAUUCGAACGAAGCCAUCUUUGGGAAGAACGACAUGAGCAAAGAGAAAAUGGAGGAAAGAAGGAAGCUUUCUCAGGAGUUUUCCAGGCAUCAACUGCAGGCGUCUGCAAAUCGCAAGCGGGCCGCCAUCCUCAGCGAGCUGAUAGAUCAGAGGAGGGCAACACAGAUGACCGAGAGGGCAAGGAAACAGUGGAUUGCUGAAAAAGGAGACAGGCUCGAGAAGAUCUUCCAGAUGAAUUUAGCCGUGAAGGAGGACUGGAAGAAGAGCGCAGGGCUGAAAAGGCAACGGGAUUACGAAGAGAAACUCUUUCAGCGGACUGGGGAGAAGCUCUUUCUACUCGACCAGUGUGCAAGGUUUCGCCGUUGCUACCAAUGCAAGAGGAGCCUGAGCAACUGCGGGGAAACCAACGAAUGGGCAGACAAUAAGUAUAUCCCGGGCUCCCGGUUAAUAAUUUGA